Saccostrea cuccullata (small rock oyster) is the source of this 2613-nucleotide messenger RNA. RefSeq lists its product as uncharacterized. The record is from RefSeq and is a predicted model, not a curated record. Lineage: Eukaryota; Metazoa; Mollusca; Bivalvia; Ostreida; Ostreidae. Gene Ontology annotation, molecular function: protein dimerization activity. The transcript is spliced from 6 exons. The coding region runs from base 1742 to 2170 and encodes 142 amino acids.
GACAAUGUCUAUAGAAAAUCUAGUCGGUCUAUACCAAUCGAAAUAUUAAUAGACCGACUUGUCUAUAGGAAUUCUGAGUAAGAAACUGGUUCCCUGCUUGUCUCUAAUAAACAAACCACAAAAAGGAGGACCAGUUUAAAUAAAACGUCUGUAUUACACUGAUGUAUUCCGUUCACCCCUUAGUUAUAAUAGUUUGUUCCACGAUGUAUGCAGAAAUAAUUCGAAUCGGAAUAUUUUAUUUUUAACAUGAGGGGAGGUUAAGUUGUGAUUACUUAAUGGCCGCGGACACCAAAACAGUGCAGAAGAAACAUGUCCUUCUUCGACCGUUUAAAGUAUGUUGAGGGUGCACGCCCGGGAAUUAUUAUUAAGCGGAAGGUAGCGAAGACAGCGAGUUCCAGCAAGACAGAAAAAGAUGCUGAGUAUGACAAAGUAAAGCGUAGUAGAAGCUUUCAAGAGCAUUGGAAAAAUGGCCGGCCCUGGUUAGAAUACGAAGAAACAGAAGGUAAAAUGAGUUGUUCGUAUUGUCGUGAACAUUGGGGAGAAAAACUAGACUCGUUAAAUGUACAAGCAAAGUUAUGGAUUUCUGGAACGAGCAAUUUUAAGGUGGAUUCUCUUAAGACACACGAAGGGUAAAAAUUUCACGUCGACAGUAGUAAGGCUGCCCAGAAAAAAAACAGCAACCAACCCUCUCCAGCUUCCGUCGCCAUUAGACAGCUUAAUGCUACGCAGCUUUACAAACUGAACAUUAGAUUCCGAAAUGUACACGCCGUUUCCAAGUUAGAUAAGUCCUUUAAGGAUUAUGUGUGGCUGUGCAAAUUAGAUAAGGCCAAGGGCCUUGAUAUUGGUAACACUUAUGAAAAUGAUAAGGCAGGACGGACGUUUGCGCGGUACAUUGCAAAAGUAGAAUCGGACAAAACUGUACAAAUUUUGAACUAUGCAGACUUCUGUUCUAUUACAAUUGACGGAGCCACAGAUUCGGGUGGAAUGGAACAAGAGUCGUUGUAUGUUCACACAUGUGUUGACGGAGUAAAACAGCAACGGUUUCUUCAAUUUUUAAAUCCGAAGUCUACGUCAUCUCAGGAUAUCUACCAGUCCAUCAUUGACUGCCUUGAAGAGUUUAAAAUAAACCCGAAAAAGGUCAUAGGAAUCACCACAGAUGGAGCAUCAAAUAUGAUGGGCAUUCGUAAUGGUGUAUGUACACUGAUGAAAACCAUAUCCCCAGAUAUUAUUCCUAUCCAUUGUCUAGCCCACAGACUGGAACUGGGUAUCAAAGACGCUGUAAAGCACACCAUGAGUAAAUCUUACGACCGAGCUAUGACACUGCUGAUUGGACUCUAUUAUUUCUACAGCAAAAGCCCAAAGCAGAAGAAAGAACUGAAGAGUAUGUUUGAAGUCCUGGAUAUGACAUGUGCGAUUCCUACCAGAGUUGGCGGUACGAGAUGGGUCCCUCAUACCGUCAAAGCCAUUAAUAUCUUCAGGAGGAGCUAUGCAGCUAUCACUUCCCAGCUUGACAACGCAUCGCAUAAGAACCCAAAGGCCGAAGGAUUGGCAAAAUUGGCCCAUGAUGCCAAUGUUGUUGCAUAUUUACUUAUGCUGAAGGAUAUCCUUGCACCGGUUACCAAGCUGUCGUUAUAUUUGCAACGAGAAGACACCACACUUGGGGAUGCACUGGUUAUGGUGGAUUCGACAUUAGACCUUCUCUCACCCGAAAGCAUCAUGUUUUGGAAAAGCAGAAAUUGGUAUGUUGAUUGACCACUUCAAGCUGCAUUUGACAGAGGAAAAAGAAGAGGCUAUUCGAGAGUGGCAAUUGUUAAAGUCUCUCAUGUAUCAGAGGUAUGGUAGAGAAAUUCCCACUCUGAAGUGGAGAGCUGUGCAUGCUGCAUUUAAGAACCAUGGAGUCUCCAAUAUCCUGAGUUUGGCAGACCUAGUGCUGAGCCUCCCCCCUACAUCUGUGUUUAAUGAGCGAUCUUUUUCGCACAUGAAACUCAUCAAAAGUGACAAGAGAUCCAGAAUGUCAUCCCAAACACUGUCUGAGAUCAUGACCAUAAAGACAGAGUCACCAAACAUUCAGGAAUUCAAUCCUGCUGAUGCCAUAUCCCUCUGGAUGGCCACACCCUCAGGAAGCCUGAUUUUGACCGUCAAACCAAACGACAGAAAGGAAAUCUGGUGACAGGUCAGGUGGCAGAGACAGGUCAGAUGGCAGAGACAGGUCAGGUGGCAGAGACAGGUCAGGUAGCAGAGACAGGUCAGGUGGCAGAGACAGGUCAGGUAGCAGAGACAGGUCAGGUGGCAGAGACAGAGACUAUGAUUGAGAUGGAACCUGAGCUUAUUGAGACAGAAUCCAUGGAACCAGAAAGUGAUUCAGACAGUAAACCUGAACAAAAUGAAAAAGAAAAUGAAAUGUUGAUUAAUAAGUUGGUCUAUGAGAUUGAAAGAGAAUAUAAUUAAACUAUGUAUGAACAAGUUUUCAUGUAUUAUUUAUUUUAAUUUCAAUAUUUUAGCAUUGAAUGUAGUAUUCUAAAUUUCGGUCCAUAGGAAGUUGCUGCGGUCUAUAGAAAAUGAAAUGUCUAUGGACCGAAAGUCUAUAGGACUUUGAAGUUAGUUUCGCACACU